This is a messenger RNA of Thlaspi arvense, 1390 nucleotides long. NCBI's taxonomy places the organism in Eukaryota, Viridiplantae, Streptophyta, Magnoliopsida, Brassicales, Brassicaceae. The record is from the annotation of a GenBank genome assembly.
AUUUAAUUUAAAUCCAGGAUAUUAAGAUGACAACAGAACACAUCUUAUCUUCACAUAUUAUGAAAUACGUUGUCCAUCAUUUUCUUAGCAUUUAAAAAAAAAAAAAAAACUUAUUAGUUGUCCUUUAAUCAUCUUCGAUGUCACUAACCCUCAAAUACAAGCUGAAUAGUCUAAAUAAUUGGCGGUUUGGACGGCAUCCAAUGGUGACCUGCCACGUAAAGUGGGUCCAGCAACUUCAUUACCUCUUUGCUAUAUAAACUCGAUCGAGCAUAAACCACAAGCCACACAAUAACACAGAAAGAGCUAAUAAUCAUCAACCAAAAGAAAAUAAAGUCUUAGCUAUUUAAGUGCCAAAAUGGUGAAGAUUGCCAUUGGAAGUUUGGGUGAUUCCUUUAGCGUCGCUUCUCUUAAGGCUUACUUGUCUGAGUUUAUCGCAACACUUAUCUUCGUUUUUGCUGGCGUUGGCUCUGCUAUCGCUUUUGGCAAACUAACAUCCGAUGCAGCCUUGGACCCGGCUGGUCUUGUUGCUGUGGCGGUGGCUCACGCCUUUGCCCUUUUUGUUGGUGUGUCCAUAGCCGCUAACAUCUCCGGUGGACACCUUAACCCCGCCGUGACACUCGGCCUCGCCGUCGGCGGCAACAUCACAGUCAUCACCGGUUUCUUCUACUGGAUUGCUCAGUGCCUUGGCUCCAUCGUUGCCUGUCUCCUCCUCGUCUUUGUUACCAAUGGCAAGAGCGUACCGACACAUGGAGUAGCAGCCGGUUUAGGAGCGGUGGAAGGAGUAGUGAUGGAGAUUGUGGUGACUUUUGCUCUGGUCUACACGGUUUACGCCACGGCGGCGGACCCGAAGAAGGGGUCUCUUGGGACCAUCGCUCCCAUUGCCAUCGGUUUCAUCGUUGGUGCCAACAUCCUUGCGGCCGGUCCAUUUAGCGGCGGCUCUAUGAAUCCGGCUAGGUCAUUUGGACCAGCUGUUGUCAGCGGUGACUUCUCUCAGAUAUGGAUCUACUGGGUGGGCCCACUCGUCGGUGGUGCACUCGCUGGACUCAUCUACGGAGACGUUUUCAUUGGAUCUUACGGUUCGGCUCCGACCACAGAGAGCUACCCUUGAUCAGUCCUCUAUGGUUUUAAUUUGUUUGGCUUCUCAAUUAGCCUCGAUAUUUGCCUUUUUUUGUUUGUUGUGUGUGUAAUGUUUGGUCCAGGUUUUUCCAAAUAUGAAUUUGAUUGAACGUGGAGAAAAACGAUCAACUAUGUAUUUUGUUGGUUAAUAUAAUAAGAAUUGUAUAUUUUCAGAUUUUUACUUUUUAUGCUCUCUUUUUUGGUAUGUAGAUUUUUACUUUUUAUGUAAUUACCGAUCAGAAGCUAUUUGAGUUACUUUCUUGAAAAUGUUUAA